This is a messenger RNA of Staurois parvus, 411 nucleotides long. NCBI's taxonomy places the organism in Eukaryota, Metazoa, Chordata, Amphibia, Anura, Ranidae. The record is from the annotation of a GenBank genome assembly.
CCGGGCCCUCGGGCAGUGCCCGAGUUUCCAAAUGAGGGGACAUGUGCACUGAUCAUCAGGGGACUGAUGAUCAGUGUGCCCUGAUGAUCUGUGUAGCCCCAGCAGUGCCACCUGUCAGUGUCCAUCAGUGUCAGCUGUCAGUGCUCAUCAAUGCCACCUGCCAGUGCCCAUCAAUGCCACAUAUCAAUGCCUACUAGUGCACAUCAAUGCCACAUAUCAGUGCCCAUCUGAGCUGCCUUUCAGUGUUACCUAUCAGUGCCAGUCAGUGCCACCUAUCAAUGCCAGUCAGUGCUACCUAUCAGUGCUGCCAAUCAGUGCCAGUCAGUGCCGCCUAUCAGUGCACAUCAGUGCCGCCUAUCAGUGCCCAUCAGUGCUGCCUAUCAGUGCCAGUCAGUGCCACCUAACAGUGCC